AUGAAGAUCUUCACCUACGCAGCUCUUGUCGCCUUGUUCUUGCCAUUUGUCCCGGCUCUAACUACCUCCAUGUCACCUCCAUUUCGGCAUGCAGCACCGGCCUCAGCGGCGCCCCAGCUGGAUCUUAAAGCCUUGACUGAUGGCUCUAUCGGCAAGGUUUCCGUCCAAGCUUUGAUACUACAUGGACUGCUUGCAGAGCAGCAGCAGAACGCAGCAGUGUCCCCCAAGGAAUGGGAGAGUAAAGGAAAGAGUAAAGGAAAGAGUAAAGGAAAGAGUAAAGGAAAGAGUAAAGGAAAGAGCGAAGACAGCGACGCUCAAGAGAAGGUAGACGCCGCAAAUGGAGGGAUUGCAGGAGGCGUGAUGGGUUCAGCACUUGCUGGUGGCAUGAUGAAUGCGCACAAAGGCCCUGUGGUAGCACUAUGCAACGCACUAACCUCCGGUGCUGGCGCUGCUGUUGGUCCUUCGAUGAAAGGGGCGGUAGCCGGAGCGCAGGAGAACAACGCAACGGAGCAGACACAAAGUAAUCAAAACUACGGCCCGGAAAAUUCAACUGAUACCGACCAGGCUUCUGAGCCCAACCACAUCGCGACGGCCAUACCUGCCUCCGUUGUAGGGAAUUUUGCUGGUUCGACUGUCGGCACGAGUCUCAGUCGAGGUAUCUGCGAGGGCGCUUUUAAAAAUUGGGGCAUGAAAUGGGUUCCGAAGAUCGCACAAGAAGCAUUUGGGCCUGAAAUGUACUUGGAAGCCGCACAAAAAGCGCUUGCCAAUAAGCGCUUCAAGACGGUGCAGCAGAUUCUGCAGAAGGCUGGGGUACCGGUGAAUCGCGCUGCCAAUUUCAUCUCGGAUCUCCAAGCCGAGAUCAAACGUCUUCCACUUCAACUGGACGGAGCUGUUGCCAGUCUACAAAGCGACGUCGUUAAUGGGGCUUCACAGAUCUCUGAUACCAUCGCAGCCGGCCAAGGAGCUACAAUUGGACCUGCCCUCAAUGCUGUCAAUCAGGUUGGUGCCUUGUCUCCAAUGUGUUCCUUUGCUGCAGGUGGCUUGAGCAAGCGCAUGCUGUGCCAGCCGCCCGGAUCCUCUGCGUCUCCUAUGCAGCAGUUCGAAGCAUUCACAAGUCAGAUGUCGCAACUCAACCGUAUGGCGUCUUCCCAGUCCCCCAAUGCCCAGGUCCUCAACCAGGUACAGCCCGUCAUAGACGGACUUCAACGCAGUGCGUCGCAGGCCGUGAAAGGUGGUCACUCUCUGUUGAAGGGUGCCGGUUCCACUGCUAGAAAUGGUCUCAGUGCGAUCUUUGAUCUUCUAUCCCCGUUUCAUGAUUCAAAAGGAGAGGCAAAGGUCACUAAAACUCAUCAUGUCACGAAGACACACCAUGCCACCAAGACUCAUGAGAUUACCAAGACUGAUCAUGUCACCAAGACUCACGAGAUUACCAAAACGCAUUUGAAGACAAAGACAACAACCGCCACGGAAACCGACACCAAGACGAAGACCAAGACUAAAACAGAGCAUGUACGGGAGACCGCGACAAAGACCAAGACUAGAACAGAGCACGUACGCGAGACCGCCCAUAUUACCAGAGUACACUACAAAACGGCCUCCAAAACGGUAACGAAGACGGCGUGCAAUCCAGUUUCUAAGCCCACUGCAGCCAACGGCCCUUCCCAGCUCCGUCUAACUGCAGACAGCGAUUGGGUCUCAUUCGGGCUUUGGCCCGGGGACACCGUUGAUGGAGGCACAGUCUAUUGCUACAACAAGGACCGCCAUUUCUCUUGUUACGGGACUGUUAAAAAUCCGAUCAAGUACAAAGAAGUCAAGGACAAGAAAUUCGAAAAGUGUGUGCAAGAGGGUGCCGCAGCGUGCUUUGUCAAAAGUUUACCAAAGGGUAUCCCAACUUGGUGGAUAUCGGAUAAUGAUAGGAAACUUCGUGGUGUUGCUUGCGCGGGGACGGGCGCAGGGGAAAUACAGUGCUGGGGUACGCCGAAGCACAGCACAGUGCGUUACAAGAAGAUGAAGUCUGGGAAGCUUGAUAGGUGCUUGCGGAGUCCUGGCAAGAAGGCUUGUUAG
Messenger RNA from Didymosphaeria variabile, 2064 nucleotides. RefSeq lists its product as uncharacterized. Bases 1 to 2064 code for a protein of 687 amino acids. The transcript has a single exon. NCBI's taxonomy places the organism in Eukaryota, Fungi, Ascomycota, Dothideomycetes, Pleosporales, Didymosphaeriaceae. The record is from RefSeq and is a predicted model, not a curated record.